Messenger RNA from Hyaloscypha bicolor E, 1695 nucleotides. RefSeq lists its product as uncharacterized. Bases 1 to 1695 code for a protein of 564 amino acids. Lineage: Eukaryota; Fungi; Ascomycota; Leotiomycetes; Helotiales; Hyaloscyphaceae. The record is from RefSeq and is a predicted model, not a curated record. The transcript has a single exon.
AUGGACGCAGGCGGUCUUGCUCAGAUGUCCUACAACAACUUCCCGUCCAGUAAUGGAUUGGGAUUGCCCGGUUCUGGCUUUGCUUCCAGACGAGCAAAUGCCCCAAAUCUCAAGCGCCUCAACUUCGAACCAACCAAGCAGUCCGACCCCCAAGACAACGGAGCUCCGACACCGCGCACCUCCCGGUCUCACUUGCUUGCGGGCUUGAGAACAGCGCCAAAGUCCGCCACCUCCAGCACAUUCCCCUCGACGGCCCCUCCCACCCAACUGCAACAUAACACCGGACUUGCAGGAAGCAUCUAUGCGGACAAAGAGAGCUAUGGUGGACCAAAGACUUCCGUUUACUCCAACCAGCAGGGUGGAUUCAACCAGUUGAAUAAUCGUCAGAUGUACUCCGUUCCAGAGCAACCACUUGCACCACCCGAGAUCCUCGUUGAUGAGCACGGCCAGGAGCAGAUGGACCCAAAUCUCUAUGCUCAAUUGGUAGCUACCAACAUGUACCUUGCAGAGCAACAGCAACGUCUGCAGCAACAACUCAUCAAUGUCCAGGCAGCUGCUCAACAAUUCCAGGGUUUGAACUUAGGGAUGGGAAAUCAGAUGCAACAGCAGUUUGCUACGCCUCCGGUCACACCGCAGAAUAUGUAUCAGCAGCAACAGGUCAAGAACAAUAUGCAGCCAAUCAUCACACCAGUGAUGGGAGCCCAGCCCGGAAUCUAUUCGUACUACAUUCCGGCAACCGGCCAGCAAAGCUAUUUCAUGGACCAGAGCGCCCAACAAACUCAGUUCAUGGACCAGCAGGUUGUGCAGCAAUCAGUCAACUACUCACCACCUCAGCAGCAUGGCACACCACGAUUCCAGGUUUCCCCGCCUCCGCAAUCAGAUACUCCUACGUUCACCCGAAGCAUCAGCCCUCCCAAGAAGUCUCAAUCUCCGCCAUCAGACCACGCUCCCUUGCCACCUCCAUCGGCAGGUGCUUUCCGCCGCGGACACCGAAAGGCAAACUCGAUGGCAAUCGGCACUGACAUUCCUGCUACGUUUGAUGGCCCGAAGUCUGCACUUCUGCCAAAGAGCAUGGGAUUCCCAUCUACGCCAACCGCGUCUGGCUUCGGUCCUGGACAAGCUCGAGCUGGAGAGCACCCAAUCCGCCAACCUCGUGGACCACCUUCGUUGGAUGAGUUGACUGCGAAGCCCACCACCAAAUUUGAGGGCAGCAAGAACUUUGCUACUCGCACACGCCGAAACGCUGUCCACAAUCUCGUUCGUGCAGGAAUGGAACGUCGCAGAGCUCCAGGCAGUGCAGGCUCUGGUAGCAUGUCUCCGGUCUCUGAGGUCGGCGAGGUCACAUUCUCUGUCUCAUCGGACAACGAUUCGGACAGCGGUCGCAGUGGAAGUGGAAGCCUUUCCGGUCGACCAAGUCUUGGCAGCUCUCGCGCUUCAGCUCACGGUGCUAUUGGUUCUGAUCGACCAUCCUCGCGUCAAAAGGAGCGCUCCUUGGAACGCAAGUCAGCGGCAUCUGUUGACAGCAACUUCACGACCGCCAGUGUCAGCAGUGAUGAUGAUUCUUCUGUUGGAGGCAGCUUUGCUGCUGUCUUCAAGAAUGGUGGCAAGAAGCCCGAGCCCAAGAAUGUUGAGCGGAAGGCACCCAUGUUGGUUCUCACAUCGGCUGAGAAGCGCAGAGUGGGCCCUCUCUACUAG